AUGGAUGACGCCUGGCAGUCUCAAGACAUCGCUCCAGCACAACCCGCAAUCAACAUUCCUUCCACCGAUGUGAAUAUGACCAAUGGAACGGGCUCUGGGGAUGAUUACCCAGCUGAAAGGAGUGGAGAUGCUCCUCGAAGAAGUCGCAGCCGAAGUCCUGGUCGUGGCCGCUCUGAUGGAGGCCAAAAUCCGGGCAACAAUCUUCAUGUUGCGGGGUUGAGCCUUAAAGUGGACAUGAGAGAACUUGAGACGGCCUUUGCAAAAAUUGGGAGGGUCAAGAAGGCCUCUGUAAUGUACGACCCCCACACUCGGGAGUCUCGAGGCUUUGGUUUUGUCACAAUGGAGACAUCUGAAGAGGCAGAAGCAGCCAUCACUGCGUUAAACGGGACAGAGCUGAUGGGAAAAACGUUGAUCAUCGAAAAGGCCCGUCGUGGUCGUGCACGUACUCCCACUCCAGGAAAGUACUAUGGCCCCGGUAAACGUGGCGGUGAUCGAGGCGGCUACGCUGCGGACCGCCCAUACGACCCUCGACCCUAUGAUAGUCGGUAUGCCAGGGACUACGACUACGACAGACGUGACAGACGCGGGCGAUACGACGAUUACCGCCGCGACUAUGACAGAGACAGGUACGACCGAGAGAGAUACGGUGGUCGAGACAGAGACAGGGAUUAUGACCGUGACCGUGGAAGGUACGAUGACCGGAGAUAUUAA
Messenger RNA from Desarmillaria tabescens, 711 nucleotides. RefSeq lists its product as uncharacterized. Bases 1 to 711 code for a protein of 236 amino acids. Gene Ontology annotation, cellular component: spliceosomal complex. The record is from RefSeq and is a predicted model, not a curated record. The transcript has 6 exons. Lineage: Eukaryota; Fungi; Basidiomycota; Agaricomycetes; Agaricales; Physalacriaceae. Gene Ontology annotation, molecular function: RNA binding. Gene Ontology annotation, biological process: positive regulation of mRNA splicing, via spliceosome.